Symbiodinium sp. CCMP2456 is the source of this 1419-nucleotide messenger RNA. Lineage: Eukaryota; Dinophyceae; Suessiales; Symbiodiniaceae. The record is from the annotation of a GenBank genome assembly.
AUGAAGGAGGCAGUGCGUGCCGCGCUGGCACAACAUGCCGAGGACACCGGAGAAGCUGCCAUCCAGGAAGCGGUGCGAGCUGUUGGAGGGGCAUUGGCUACUCAUGCGGAGGACAAGCAUGCUGCCGAAGUUGAGGAAAACAUCCGGAUCGCGGGCGAUGCUUUGGUGAGACAUGCAGAGGCCAACAAGGCAGAGGAGGACAUGAAGGAGGCAGUGCGUGCCGCGCUGGCACAACAUGCCGAGGACACCGGAGAAGCUGCCAUCCAGGAAGCGGUGCGAGCUGUUGGAGGGGCAUUGGCUACUCAUGCGGAGGACAAGCAUGCUGCCGAAGUUGAGGAAAACGCCCGGGCUGUGGGAGAUGCCCUGGUGAAACAUGCUGAGGCCAACAAAGCAGACCAGGACAUGAAGGCGGUAAGUGCAGCACUGGCACAACAUGCGGAGGCCACGGGAGAGGCUUCUAUCGAGGAUGCAGUGCGAGCUAUUGGAGGUGCUUUGGCUACUCAUGCGGAGGAGCAGCUGGCCACAGCCGAAGAGCCUCCGCCCCCACUGCCGCCCUUCGUGCCAAAGCCUACGGAUGAUGAUGAUGUCUACGGAAAGGAAGCUGUUCCAGAGUUGCCUCCCCGGCACUUCAAGGAGAUGCAGGAUGAGGAGGAGCAGUCGAUCGUCUCGGAGAUGUCACCGACGACACAGCACUUUGUGCGCCUCACCACCCAAGACAUGCUGGGAGGGAGCCAGGCAGAGGCCACGAUUAUCCAGUCGGAGGCCUCUCCCACCUACCUGCACAUCUCGGAGCGUGAGAUGUUGGGUCAGGAGAUGCCAGCGAAGCCAGGUACUCCCCAGAGCGUCGGUACCGAGGCCAGCUUCGAAGAGCAGGUAGCUCGUCUGCAGCUGCCUGAUGUUCCUGGUGGUGGUGUCGAGCCAGGACAGCAGUCCGAAGAGCUGGAAGAGGACGUUUUCCCGCCGGAAUCCAGGCCUGUGGCGGUGAGACCGCCAGCUGGAUCAGGACUGGCAGCAGCUUGCCAGCGCCGUCUGAUAAACACAGGCCUGAUUGAGCAAUAUGAGCAACAAAGCGCAGCCAUCGAGGCUGGUGUCGAUCGACGGCCGUGCACAAAGCUGGCCACCGUCUCUAGCUUGCCGGCUAUAUCUCUCGAUCCGAACAAGGUGGCAGAUGAGACCAAGCGUGUGCUACGCUUGAACUACCAUAGGGUCAUCAGCCCUCCGACUGUGUACCAGAACUACAAAAGGGCAGCUGUGGACAUCGACUUGCAGGGCGAGGAGGUCCGACUCCACACAGAUCCUGUUCUCCAGGAGCGGCGGUUCGUGCGGCAACGAGCCCGAGACCUCAGAGGGCAACUCUUUCCUGUCUCCAGCCACAACCAAAGUCUCAUGACCCCAAAUUGGAGCCCUAAGUUAUCUUAA